Zophobas morio is the source of this 1305-nucleotide messenger RNA. RefSeq names its product odorant receptor 46a-like. Bases 1 to 1305 code for a protein of 434 amino acids. The record is from RefSeq and is a predicted model, not a curated record. Gene Ontology annotation, molecular function: odorant binding; olfactory receptor activity. Gene Ontology annotation, cellular component: plasma membrane. The transcript has 5 exons. NCBI's taxonomy places the organism in Eukaryota, Metazoa, Arthropoda, Insecta, Coleoptera, Tenebrionidae. Gene Ontology annotation, biological process: detection of chemical stimulus involved in sensory perception of smell; sensory perception of smell.
AUGCAUUUGAAGGCAAUAGUGUCAUUUGAAGAUCAAGUGAUAAAUUUAGUGCUCGAACUGACUUGUGGCGAAAAUAUUACAUUAUAUUCUACGAAACCUUGGUCUUCACUAUUUGCCAUGGAACGAACCGCUUUUAAAGACCUAGAUCUACGCGAAUUUGUAACCCUCAACAUCAAACUCAUUCAUUUCUUUGGGUACUUUUCCCCAGAAUUUCACAACUCCACAAUAAAAAUAAUCUAUUUCUUCUACCGCCUAGGAUUCCUGAGUUUUAUAUUUUUCUCAUGUUUCUUAACUCAACUGGCAAACAUGAUCGAUUCUUUCGGCGACAUUGAAAGAAUGACAGACGCAUCAUUUUUGCUUUUCACCAACAUAGUUCAAUGCCUCAAGUUGUACUGCUUCAUGAACUACGCUUCACGAAUAUGGAAACUCGUUCACAGCAUGAACGCAGAAGUGUUCAAACCAAGAAAUCAAACACAGUGCGAAAUUCUGACAAAAGAAAUCAAGCUGUCGAAGACAAUCUCAGUACUGUUUUUGCUAGCAUGUACUUUGACGUGCAUUUCUUGGGGCGUGUCACCACUAUUAGACAGAACAAGCGACGAUGGUAUCAGAUUACCGUUAAGCGGAUGGUACCCUUUCCGAACUGAUAGGUCUCCAGGGUUCGAAUUUGUGUACAUUUAUCAGAUUUUGUCGACUUGGGUCAACGGUUUGGGAGACAUUAGCAUGGAUACUUGUGUGUCGGGGACGAUAAUGUUUAUUUCUGCACAGCUUAGUGUACUCAGAGAUGCUUUAGAAACGAUGAAACAUACAAAAAAUAGUGACCAUCAGACGAUUAAUGAGGCGUUGGUUCGAAAUGUCGUUCACUUCAAAAACAUAGUUCAAUUUGCCGAAGAAGUGACCUUUCUAUUUACUGCAGGUAUAACAGGUCAGUUUGUGGUUGGAGUAGUCAUAGUGUGUAUGUCGAUGUUCCAAAUGAGUUUAGUCUCUGUGCUAAGUUUCCAAUUUUUUGCUAUGUUUCUCUACCAAAGUUGCGUCCUUUUGGAAAUAUACUUGUGGUGUUUUUACGGAAAUGAAGUAAUUAUGAAGAGCGACCAACUCACUCAGUCUGCGUAUAUGUGUGAAUGGACUGACGCUCCAGAGGAAUUCAAACAGAAUUUGAUGAUUUUUAUGAGUCGGACACAAUUCCCUCUUAAAUUGUAUGCUUCGGGUUAUUUUACUCUAUCUCUGGAAACUUUUAAGGCGAUUGCAAAAUCUUCGUGGUCCUACUUUGCUGUACUCAAUCAAGUUCACGAAGGAAAAGUGGCUUAA